Molecule: messenger RNA, 2375 nt
Organism: Tyto alba (common barn owl)
Lineage: Eukaryota; Metazoa; Chordata; Aves; Strigiformes; Tytonidae
Product: complement factor H-like
Exons: 12
Coding region: 44-2011 (655 amino acids)
Source: RefSeq, a predicted model, not a curated record
UAACUCUGUUGCAGAGGACAUCUUUAAAUUCUAAAGCUUGGAAAUGACACUGCUGAGCCACACCAUGGUGCUUCUGCUGUGGAUGAGCUGUACUGCAUGUAAAGCUUCUGCAGGAGCAGUCUGUGAAGACCCACCUCUCGUUGACUUUGGAGAAAUUGUUAGUGGGCAUAAAUUGGGAUAUAAGGAAAAUGACAGAGUGCAGUAUACGUGCAACCCUGGAUACACUUUAUCGGGAUCAGAAUGGGUAACGUGCCAUGAAAAGAUCUGGACACCUAGACCACCACAAUGUUUGGCACCAUGUACCAUUACAAAACAGCAACUGGAGGCCCAAAACCUACUUCUCUCCAGUGGACAAAGACGCACAUUUUUGAUUCAAAGUGGUCAGUGGCAAAAAUUUAUGUGCGUAACAGGAUUUAAACUCACAGCUUCUUCUAUCGAGCAGUGUUUUAAUGGGCACAUCAAGCUUCCUUCCUGUAUUGCAGAAAGUCUGUGUUUGCCACCACAACCCGUAGAAUGUGCUGAAGUUCUUAGGCUGGAAAAUCAAAGCUUACAAAUUAAAAAGGAAGGGAAAACAUAUUAUCUGGCUGGUACUAGAUUUAAGUAUGUUUCUCGUUCUGGAUACAUGCUAGAUGGACCAUCAGAGAUAACUUGUUCUAUGGGAAACUGGACUUCGGCUCCUGCGUGCUUGGAAAUGCCGUGUGGAAGUAUUCCAAAAGUUGCCAAUGCUCAAACUGAAGGCAGAAACAAGGAAAUUUAUGAGCCUGGUGAAACAAUUCGCUACCAGUGUGAUGCAGGCUUCCUGAUUGUUGGUCCCCCCGAAAUUAUUUGCAGAGAAGGAAACUGGACAGCACCGCCCAUCUGUGAAGACGUCAGCUGUGGAGCCGCACCUGAAAUUCCCAAUGCCCGUAUGACAAGCACUCAAGAGGAGAGGUACCUGCCCGGUGCCAGACUGCAGUAUGAAUGUGAAAGCAAUUUUCAAAUGACGGGUGGAAAUUACGUCACUUGUACAAAUGGAGAAUGGACACAAGCGCCAACCUGCAGAGAUGUGACGUGUGAACCUCCUCCAGAAAUUGCUGGCGGCAAAGUAGAAGGUGUUAAAAAGUCAAGGUACUUGCCUGGGGAGAGUGCUCGCUACCAGUGCUGGAAAGGUUUUGAGAUGACCGGGGCUUCCAACAUAGCGUGUCAGAAUGGGACCUGGACAGAGCUGCCAAAGUGCAAAGGGAAAGGUGGGAAAUGUGGCCCACCUCCAGUUAUUGAAAACGGAGACCUCCUUUCCUUCCCCAUGCAAGAAUAUCCACAAGGUACAAUUCUGGAAUACAAAUGCCCAAGUCUCUACGUCCUGGAAGGCUCCCAGUAUAUCACUUGUACGGAUGGGCAGUGGACAAGCCCCCCAGUUUGCCUGGUGGCCUGUACAGCAUCUGAAGAAGACAUGAGCAGAAACAAUAUUGAGCCGAAAUGGAUAAUAGGAAGAAAGUUGUAUGCCAGCUCGGGUGACUUCAUUGAAUUUCGGUGUAAGAGAGGCUACAUGGAGCACCCAGCAUCUCCCCCUUUCAGAGCACAGUGUAUGGAUGGGACGAUACAAUAUCCACAGUGUAGUGCAGGAGUGGCCUGUACAGCAUCUGAAGAAGACAUGAGCAGAAACAAUAUUGAGCCGAAAUGGAUAAUAGGAAGAAAGUUGUAUGCCAGCUCGGGUGACUUCAUUGAAUUUCGGUGUAAGAGAGGCUACAUGGAGCACCCAGCAUCUCCCCCUUUCAGAGCACAGUGUGUAGAGGGGACAUUAGAAUACCCACACUGCAAGCCGGGAAAGAACUGUAUGGUGCGUGAGAGGAUUAUGGAAAGGAACCAUAUCCAACUACAGUCAUCAAGCCAGUCGAGCACUUCCUAUCGCACUGGGGAUUAUAUUUUAUUUGAAUGCAAAUGGUGGUACCGUCAAGUUUCACGCCCUGAGAAAUUUAGAGCACAGUGCCUGGAUGGAGCAAUUGUGUAUCCUAUGUGUGAACGGAUCGUUUGAUAAUUGGAAAUGGCAUGAAGGAUCCCAGCUGUGGAAAUGAAAGACCCCUCAACCGACCUGUGAUCUGAGCUCAGUUUUUCCUGGCAUUUCCCGUUUCACUGUGCUUUGUUUGCAGCUUAGCCAAUGUUCUGUCAUGCAAUUUGUCACUGGUUUUUCUUUUUAUUUUUGGAUGAUUGUGUUUACAUUUUAUCUGGUUUUGUAAAUGUGUUUACAUUUUAUCCCUCUGAAUGGUUGUGCUUGCAUUUUAUCCAUUCUAUAUUGAUCUCCCUGUUAUUUCGAUUAAGAAUUGUGUGCUGAAAUAGGCUGGCUUUGGUAGCAUACUGAGACAAGAAUUAAAGCCCGCAGGUAAUUUGAUCAACAGCAA